AUGGACGACCACUCUCAUGACGUCCAGUUGACUGAAUUUGCAGACUGUACAGGCGGCAUCUACGGAGGCUCAGCCUACGAGAGCCCACCGACUUCCCCCACGUUUUCGCAAUCGGGACACCAGCACCGAUACGGACAUUAUGACGAGAUCGACCAGUCCCAUGAAGACACACAGAUGUUAGUUUACGACGGCGGGUACAAUUCCUCGGGGUCCUCGACGCGGCAAUUUGGGGAUAUCAUGGGCGGUGAUUUGGAUGACGACCUCGAUCGCAUGAGCUCUAGAGCUUCCAGCCACUCUUCUGUCUCUUCCAUACCGGGUUCGGUGCUCACGAUGGGGGAUGGAAUGAAGGCGGUCAUACCCGAUAAUACUCUUCCUCACCACUGGGAGGAUCAGGACAGCAAGGUUUAUAGCACAUUGGACGGGCCGGUGCGCUCGAUUCCUGCAAUCAGGCACCGGGAAACUGCAUUUCGGAAGCCAAGCUCGGUGAAAGCGAUGCAGAUGCACACGGAGGAUGAAGGAGAUGAUUUCUUGACCCCACCAAAGCGCAGAGGCCAGCGCUUCUCUGACGUCUCUAUGCGAUCUUCCGGCUCGUCUCCGCUGAGGAAGUCGCAGUUUUAUUCGCCCACAGGAUCGGCAGGCAAGCCGAAGGUCAAGAAGGAAUAUCCACUUGUGCUUUUGCACUGCAAUUUGCUUCCCCCAUCGCUUCCGGUCCCUGCAAUGGGCUAUCACAGUCAGAAGAUACUGAGAGAGGUUCUGCCUUCAGAAUACUGGAGACGGUGGAAGCUGCUGGAAGAAAAGGUUGGAUCUGGCGUGCUCCGUGAGCGCGGUGUCCUUAUCUCUCAUCCGGAAGAUAUGUAUGACUUACUCGAGGAGCGGUUGCUGGAGAGCUUAGAGCUACAACGUCCGAGACUGGACCACGGCCACUUUCUGGGACGAGAUGAAAAUGACUCCGAAAGGGACGACCAGUCUGUGAAAGAAGAGAGCGCUACAGACGAGGAAGAAGGAGAGGACUGUCCGGACUGUGGCGGACGUGUGGUUCGCCACAAUAACGCGGGCCGAAAAUGGGAGAUCAAGGUUUUCGCUGCUAAUGGGCUGAUGCGAGCUGGGGCCUGGGCUGCAGCUUGGAAGGAAAUGGAGAAAGUGGAUGUCGAAGUCGGCCUUUGGCUUCCGUCGGAGGUUCGGAGGGAGUUAGAGAGGCGACUGCUGGAGGAGGAGAUAUACCACUUGGAGAAUCGACUGCAGGUGCCAUCACAGGAGCUCGAGCAUGGAACGGCCGAGGUGCGCCAACAUUCGCCUCAGACACCUCCCCGGGCGAUUGAGGAGCAGACUCCGUUUGUUCCUGAAGAAGCCGAAAGGCCGCCCCCGAUUCCUGAAAAGGCGGCUGCCCAAGAGCAGCGAAUGCCAGAGCAUGCUUAUGUUCCGAGAUCGAGUGAUGAUAUUGAUCUACAAACACUGCUGGUGAAUUACCUACGAGUGUUGGCAAGCGACCGGCGCAAUGUCGCCAUUGCCGUCCUCAGCUUCCUGGUCGUCUUCUUUGCGAUUCAUGCUACGCCUCAAGCGGACCAAUCAGCUCUCCGGCCAUUUCCCCAGGACAUUCUGGAAUCUGCUUCCAUUUCCUCGUUCGCUGUGACGGCGAUGCACUCUUCAACGACAAGCUGGGACAAGCCUACCAGCUGCGCACUGCCGAGCGUCGAGACUCCGCGUGCUAUGCCCCCAUUCCCUUCCAGCUCAAGUGAUAUCCUUGCCAGCUCAGUGGCUGCUGUGAGUUCUCCACUUGUGGCUUCUGAGGGCAUUCUCAGGCCAGUGCUCGAGGAUUCCCCAAAACCCCAAGCAGAACCCGAGACAAGCUCUUCCGUACAAGGCCCGCUUGCUGUUUACGAUCCGGAACCGGAGAUUUCUUUGGUGGAAAUGAAAGAUCCAGAGCCACUGGGAUUCUCGUUAGAGCUUCUGGCCCUGACUCAACCGAUGAGUCCGGCGGUGAAAGGAGCCGUCGAUCCGGAGGCGAACGAAUGA
This is a messenger RNA of Aspergillus ibericus CBS 121593, 2013 nucleotides long. RefSeq lists its product as uncharacterized. The transcript has a single exon. NCBI's taxonomy places the organism in Eukaryota, Fungi, Ascomycota, Eurotiomycetes, Eurotiales, Aspergillaceae. The record is from RefSeq and is a predicted model, not a curated record. The coding region runs from base 1 to 2013 and encodes 670 amino acids.